This is a messenger RNA of Schistosoma mattheei, 1473 nucleotides long. Lineage: Eukaryota; Metazoa; Platyhelminthes; Trematoda; Strigeidida; Schistosomatidae. The record is from the annotation of a GenBank genome assembly.
AUGAGUAGUAGUAGUAGUACUACUACUGAUAAUAAUAAUAAUAUUGCCAAUACUGAUAGUAUAACCGAUUCUAUUGUUGAAAAAUUUCUAUAUUAUGUUCAUGAAAAUAAUUCAAUUCCACCAUCGGUAUUAAAAAAAUUUGAAUCGAUUAUUGGUAUUAAAUCAAUCGAUAAUUGGCAAAAUAUUAUUGAAAAUAAAACGCUGUUACAUUAUUUAAUUCAUGUCUUAUUACAAAGUGGUAUUGAUAAUUGGUCAUCAUUUUUAAUGUAUCAAUCAACACCGCCACCAGCUCCAACAACACUACCUCCAAUAUCAGUUGAAGAUGAAUUCUUAGAUUAUAUUGUAACUAGUGAUAGUUGUGAUACUUCAGAAGAAGGUGAUGAUGAUGAUGAUGACGGUGAUGAUAAUGCGAGAGAUGAUAUUGAAAGUGGAUUGGUCAAUUCGUCAAAUUGUUCUUUAGCAAGAACUUUAGUUAAAAGUACUUCUGAUAUCGUAGAUAUUGAUGAAUUUAUCAACUAUAAUGAAGAUGAUGAUGAUGAUGAUGAUGAAGAAGAAGACGAAGAAGAAAAGAGAGAAAAUUUGAACGAAGAUUGGGAUCACUUAGCUGAUCUUAAAACAGAAGAUGGUCUCGUUUAUAAAUCCAUUAGAAAAUUAUCAAUCAAUACAAAACGUAGAAAUAAAAAUCUAGAUCAUAAUAGUAGAUUAGAUAGUAGUAAUCUACCUUAUCUAAAUAGAAAUUACAUAGAAUUAAAUAGUAAUUUUAAUUUAUUAGAAUUUUCAAUUGAUCAAUUAACGAAUAUGAAUUAUUCAGAGCAUAAAAUUUCAUUGAAUUCAUUACAAAUUAUAAUGAAAAUUAUUACGGAUCAAUGUGAAUUUCGUAAUGCAUUUUACAAUAUUAUCCAAUUCUAUCACAAAAAACUUAUGCUGGUUCAUACUUUAUUAAAUGUAGAAUCCCUUAUCACUAUUGGAUCAAUAACAUUAAGAACAAUUAAUCUAGGUGAACACAGUGAACAUUUGAAUAAACAAUUUCAUUAUUUUGAAUCGGUCAAUAUGAUUUUGUUUUUUAUAUCACUUGAAGAUGUUUAUCGAUUCACAUAUGUUCAAGGGAAUAAAUUUGUUAAUCAUCAAACAUUUAAACUAUUUGAAGAUAUUGUGAAUUCACCAGAUUUAACAAAGAAAGAUAUUUUGGUUUUCUUAAAUAAAUAUGAUAUAUUAAAAUCAAUAAUUUCACAAAUCAAUAAUGAUACUAAUCAAAUUACUAUCAAUAAGGAAGAUGAUAAAACAGAUUGGAAUAUAUUUAUUCAAAUGAUUAAAUCUUAUUUAAUAGAAUUACAUAAUCAUGCAAAUAUGAAAGGUUCCCAUUUAUAUUUUCAUAUUAUCUGUUCAUUAGAUAUAGAUAAAAUGAAAUGGAUUAUUAAAGAUUCUAUACGAACUAUUUUAGAAAUUAAUCGUAAACGUCAUUUAAUAUUUUAA